AUGCCUUGUUUUCCGGGAAACAGGAGGAGGAGGAGGAGUGAAGAGGUCAUGAUGUUUGAGGAUUCCUUCACCCGGCGGAUAUUUAUCAGCAAGGUUCUGAUGAUAGUGGCGAUCAACCUGCUGAUUACCGUGGCGUUAAUGACGUUCUGUAUUUUUCACCUGGGUACAAGGCGAUUCUUACUUAAACACUGGUAUCUACCGCUCAUCGCCGCGGGAGUCCUAAUGAUCUUCUCCUUUAUGAUAUGUUGCUGCGCUAACUGCUUCCGAAGAUCCCCUCAAAAGUGGAUACUGUUGGUAAUAUACGUGUUAUGCCAUGCUCUACUGGUGUCCUGUCUUGCGGUUCGAUUUCAUCCGAAGUUGGUUUUUAUAGCCGCGUCUGCUUGUGCUCUCAUCGUGGUUCUGCUGGGACUUUUUGCCAGGUUUGCUCCCUGCGAUUUCACAGGAUGCUGGAUCCUUGCUCUUGUCUUCGGCCUGGUAGUGAUGGUAAUGGGCAUAGUGGCCAUCUUCAUUCCCAGCUUUAAGAUAGUGUAUGUCUCCUUUGGCGUGCUACUCUUCUGCUUUUACAUCGUGAUCGACCUGCAAAUGUUGAUUGGCGGCAAAACACACAGAAAUCAGUUCGACGAAAGCGAUUACAUAUUGGCUGCCAUGUUUAUUUACAGCGACAUAAUAUUCCUCUUUAUAUAUCUACUGGAGCUUAUUGGCUUAAUCGAUUCAUAAAAGUAAAUAAAAGGUGAUGAAAUUAGAAAAAGUGGAAAAAGGGAAAUCAGACUAAGGAUUGAAGCUGUG
Molecule: messenger RNA, 786 nt
Organism: Drosophila ficusphila
Lineage: Eukaryota; Metazoa; Arthropoda; Insecta; Diptera; Drosophilidae
Product: protein lifeguard 3
Exons: 3
Coding region: 1-717 (238 amino acids)
Cellular component (GO): membrane
Source: RefSeq, a predicted model, not a curated record